Gossypium raimondii (Peruvian cotton) is the source of this 1456-nucleotide messenger RNA. Its product is annotated as putative cyclin-D6-1. The transcript has 6 exons. Gene Ontology annotation, molecular function: cyclin-dependent protein serine/threonine kinase regulator activity. Gene Ontology annotation, biological process: mitotic cell cycle phase transition; regulation of cyclin-dependent protein serine/threonine kinase activity. Gene Ontology annotation, cellular component: cytoplasm; nucleus; cyclin-dependent protein kinase holoenzyme complex. NCBI's taxonomy places the organism in Eukaryota, Viridiplantae, Streptophyta, Magnoliopsida, Malvales, Malvaceae. The record is from RefSeq and is a predicted model, not a curated record. Bases 299 to 1291 code for a protein of 330 amino acids.
CUUUUCCAAGGAGAAAGAGAGAAAGGCAAGGGUAUGCAGCAGCAGGGACCAAGGCACAUAUAAGUUAAAUAGAGCAGCUGCUACUGAGACUGAGAAGACUCAGAAUUAAUGUUGAACACUCCACAGUGACUCACUCACUCACUCUCCUCCUUUUUCUGCACAGAAAGCGAAGCUUCUCUUUUCCAUCAUUAUUACUCGCUCUCUCUCACCAUUUUUUUCUUCUCUCAUUCUACAAUUCCAACACUACUCCUUACACCAAAACAAGUACCAGGGAAAUCAAAGCCAAGAGAGAAUUGAUAUGGAUAAGUUUGAUGUCGAAGACCCGUUGACAAGCUUGGAUGGACAUCAAUCUGAUACGAUUUCAGCUCUUUUCUCUUCUGAAUCUGACCAUAUGCCUUCUUACAACUACUUUCAAUGUUUAAAGACGAGUGACUUCUAUGUUUCUUUCCGACAGGAAGCCAUUUCUCUCAUUUUGCAGGCACAGUAUUCUAGUAACCUGGAUCCUUACACGCAAUACCUGGCUGUUAACUACAUGGAUCGGUUCAUCUCCUGGCAGGAAAUCCCGCAAGGCAAUCCAUGGAUUGUGAGGCUCCUUGUGAUAGCUUGCAUUUCUUUGGCUGCAAAGAUGAAGGAAAUACACUUCUCUUUCUCUGAUUUCCAGACUAAUAAUAUAAAGGUGAGACAGAGAGAUGAAGGAUUCAUGUUUGAUCCCCCAGCUAUCCAACGAAUGGAGCUUCUGGUUCUUGAUGCCUUGAAUUGGCGAAUGAGAUCAAUAACACCCUUCUCUUUUAUCACUUUCUUCGUAUCUCUUUUCCAACUUAAAGAUCCACCUUUGACACAAGCAUUGAAAGACAGAGCAACCAAUAUAAUCUUCCAAGCUCGUAAUGAAAUUAAUCUGUUAGAGUUCAAACCAUCAAUAAUUGGAGCAUCGGCUCUUCUUCUGGCAUGUCAUGAGCUAUUCCCGUUGCAGUUUCCAUCAUUCGAAACCUCAGUUUUGUCUUGUGAAUACGUGAACGAAGAGAAGGUGAUGGAAUGCUUUAAUGAAAUGCAAGAGAUGGUGAAUAAUGAAAUGAGCGAAUCAAUCGUAGAUAUGGUUUCAAGCUCAAGUAGUAUGAGAACCCCAGUAAGUGUUUUGGACUGCCACUGCAGCAAAUCAGAAAACGAGGGUACCAACAGCACCAUGGCAGCCACUGUAACACCCGAAAACAGAGAAAUCAAGCGUCGCAAAUUGAAAGGGUUUUGCAACCAAAGUAGUACAAUGAAGAUUUCCCAGUUUCAACCAUGUGAAUAAGAUUUUGCAGCUAGAGAGAGAGAAAAAAAAGCCACGAAUGGCAAUUCGCAAGUGAGAUCGCACACUAUCAUUAAGCUCCUUAUUUUCCUUGCCCUUUUCUUUGGCUACCAAAAUUUUGAAAAGAAAAUAAUAAUAAUAAAAAACAAAUUUUGCAGAAGAGAGAAA